Messenger RNA from Heterotrigona itama, 2465 nucleotides. The record is from the annotation of a GenBank genome assembly. NCBI's taxonomy places the organism in Eukaryota, Metazoa, Arthropoda, Insecta, Hymenoptera, Apidae.
AUGUUGAGUCUAUGGUAUACAUACUCAAUGGUGAGACCGAGAAAUGUACAUACACUAUAUAUCUUUUCCGGAUAGGCUUGGACAGAACCUGCGGCCCACCAUGUCUAGUCAACAAACAUAAACGUAACACAAAAUCUCUCUUCGAAUCUAAUCCUCAACAUGCACGUUUAAUAACUGUUAAUUUCCCCGUAGUCUGGACGUGGUUGCGCGUGUUCCACACGUGGUUAAAAGUGGGCGUAUUAAUCGACGCAAUCCGUCACAAGAAAGCGUUACAUCCGUGUCAAACGAGGAAUGUAGCGUUUUGGGUCAAUAUAUGUCGUUCGGUGGAUUUGCCAGUCCAGAUUUGUUGUCAACGUAUGUCAAAUAAGAUGCUAAGAUUUCUGUCACGGCGCAGGGCUCGUAGUGUCAGCGGGCAGACUACGUCGUCCCAAAUAAAGAAUCAACGAUUGCUCAGCAAUAAGAACGUCGUUCAGUGCAGAGUCGUUCUGCUCGAUGGCACGGAUCUGCCGAUAGAGUUGUCAAAAAAAGCAUUGGCUAGUGACCUAUAUGAACAAGUAUUUUAUAGCUUAGACUUAAUAGAGAAAGAUUAUUUUGGACUGCAAUAUACAGAUAGCAAUAAUGUUCAGCAUUGGCUGGAUCCUACUAAACCGAUAAAGAAACAAGUGAAAAUUGGACCACCGUAUACCUUAAGGCUCAAGGUAAAGUUCUACUCAUCAGAACCUAAUACGUUGCGCGAGGAAUUAACAAGAUACCAGUUCUUCCUGCAAUUGAAGCAAGAUGUUUUAGAAGGGAAACUUCACUGCCCUCAUCAAGUUUCUGUACAAUUGGCUGCUUUGGCUCUUCAAUGUCAGACAGAGCAAAUGGAACUUGAAAUACUCGAGGAAUAUGCCAAGUGUUCUGGUCUUAGUCCAGCACAGGCUGAGUCGGCAUACCUCAGCAAAGCGAAAUGGUUAGACAUGUACGGUGUAGAUAUGCACACUGUUCUUGGUAAAGAUGCGUGCGAAUAUUCUUUGGGAUUGACGCCAACGGGAAUUCUGGUCUUCGAAGGCACGCAGAAAAUAGGUUUAUUCUUUUGGCCCAAGAUCGGUCGGUUAGAUUUUAAAAAGAAGAAACUGACAUUAGUUGUUGUAGAAGAAGAUGACGAAGGAAGAGGGGAGCAGGAACAUACGUUUGUGUUCAGACUUGUUAAUGAAAAAGCUUGCAAACACUUGUGGAAAUGUGCCGUAGAGCAUCACGCUUUCUUUCGGUUACGCGCCCCUGUCAAGGGUGCCAGUGGACGUCAGAAUUUCUUUCGUAUGGGUUCGCGUUUCCGUUACAGCGGCAAAACCGAAUUUCAGACUACGCAGUUGAAUCGUGCACGUAGAACGGUGCAGUUUGAAAGACGGCCGAGUCAAAGAUACGCCCGUCGUCAAAGCCACGUUUUAAGAGAACGUCAACGUCAACAAGUAGAGCAACCACAACCACCUGUUGUGGUUAAUAACGAAGAGGAGUCUUUGCAACGUCAACCGAGUCAAUGUAGCACGAAAUCAUCGGACUCCAGCGUACACGCUACGUCCUCACCAUUGGUUGAUUCUUUAUUAAAAUCACUGGCCAAAGACCAACAACCGCUAGAGCCUAGAAACCAGACGGCAGUCUCUAACACCGAGAAGGAAACAGAACCGGUGAAAACGAGUUUAAUCAUCGAAAAUAUGACCAAUCAAACGUCGUUAGUGCCAAAUAAUCAAGUUGGCGGUACUUCCUCACUGCCACCGCGUACGCCUAUCCCCCCGGAGUCGUUGAAGUGCAAUAUACUGAAAGCGAAGUCUCUGGAACAAGGGAAGAACUCAAAUUUGGUUUCCAUCACCUCUAUGGAUGCAUCUUCGAUUAUCGCUAAGAACAAUCAGCCCUCCGAUGCGGCAACAAUCGUAUCAGUGGGUGGAGACAAGUUGACAUUGUCAGUGAGCGGGGCCAUGAUGAUGAACCCAUCUGCAGAGGACAACGUCACCGUGACGCACUUUUCUUUGGAUAGCUGGGGACAAAUUGAGCAAAAGACGACGCAACUAAACCCCAAAGUUUCAAAUCAGUCACAGAAUCCGUUCAACCCGUUUACCAGCGACAAUAACAACGAAGUCACCGCCGUUUCUGAAAGUAUCGAGGAAGAUACGAAAACGGAGGAGGAAAAGAAAGCGAAUACAAACCCGUUCAUAGAUUCGAAUCCGUUCUUGGGCCUGCUGAAUCCUUUUAAAGAGAUACAACCAGUUGUUGAAAAGAAAGCUGAAGUGGAAACGGAGAAAAACGGAGCGAGAGUCGUGAAAACUGAGGAGAUACAAACAACUACUACCACACUUACUCAUAAGGAUGAUAAUUCGGCCGUUUCCGAUAUCAGCCCUUGGUUAGUAGCCGAUCCAUCACAAACAACAACGACAGAUCAAACUCCAAUUAAACACACAGUGAUUACGAGGAAGACUGUAAUUACGACACAACUU